AUACCUCUACUAGGAGAACUAAUGAAUGCUUUUAUGAGUAGUUUGUCUUGCACACCAAUAGCUGCAUCUAGAGAGGAGAGGCGAUGUUUAAUUGCGUCUGAAGUAGGUGGCUGGACUUGGACAUUUGCAAGCAAACAGUUGGGAGCUUACUGAAGUGACCUUCUUUCCAACACAAGACCUCAGAAAUUCGCAUUUAACACCGAGACAGGAAAUAUGCCGACUCAGCCUCUCUUAGCAUAUAUGGAUGGGCCAGAUGGUAUAGCCUGUACUGUUGGUUCACGCAUGGAGAACAACGAUGCCACGAUGCCAAUCAAAGGGACCAACACAAUCUCGUACAAGAACUUGCAAGAGAAGUUCUUGAUGCAGGGCGAAGGGUGCCUGCCUUUGGAUUGCAUGUUUUGCGACCAGACCUUCAAGCACCCGGAGGAUCUGGGCAAGCACGUCUUAACCCAGCACAGGCCGACGCUUUGCGAGCCGGCGGUCCUGCGCGUCGAAGCGGAAUACCUCAGCCAUCUCGACAGAGGACAAGUGAAAACAGACUCGUUGUCGCUGGACGUUGACCAGAAAGAUGACCAGGGCUUCAGCUGCGAGGUCUGCGGGCAGACGUUUGAGGAGGUCUUCGAUGUCGAGGCCCACAUGAGGAAGCAUAAGGACUCCUUCACUUACUGGUGCAGCGUGUGCGGAAGGAGAUUUAAAGAGCCUUGGUUCCUCAAAAAUCACAUGAGGACGCACACCGGGAAGCCUGGUUCUCGAAGCAAGACUGCGCAAGGUUCUGAGAGCCCCGUAACGAUAAACGAGGUUGUACAAGACCAAGCGUCUGAAAGCAUUACAUCGCCUUAUAAAAUCUGCAUGGUUUGUGGCUUCCUAUUUCCAAACAAGGAGACUUUAAUUGAGCACAGUAAAGUACAUACCAAAGAUUCCUCAGCCAAUGGUGAUGGCUGUCAGGCGGAUGGAGGAGGCAAAGGAAGUAGCUCGCCCAGAGAAGAGUUCCUGCAGUUCUUAAACUUAAAACCACGUUUGCCUUCCAGCAAUAGCAAAAUGGAAAAACCUGUGAAAUGGAUCCCAGAACUGGAUCCGUUCAGUACGUAUCAGGCCUGGCAACUGGCCACCAAAGGUAAAAUUGCUAUUGGCCACGGUCAAAUAAAAGAACUGGGACAAGAAGGAAGUACAGACAACGACGACUCGUCUUCUGAUAAAGAAGAGCUUGGGGAAAUCUGUCGUGCAAGCAAAGCAAACCAGUCUGAAAGUACAGGGAAGACCAAGGUGAGCAAAAGCGGAAGUUACGCAGGGCUUGGGAACGCGCUACAAGACAAAUUCAAAUAUCCUGGCGGCGAAGUGCCUUCUAUAGACAUAGAUCCUAAACUGUCCCAGAACAAAGACAAGCCCACACAUUGUGUGCAGUGUGGCAAAGCCUUUAGAACGUACCACCAGCUAGUCCUCCACUCCAGAGUACACAAGAGAGACCGAAGGAAUGACCCAGAAGCCGGCUCUGCCGAAGCGAAGCAACCGAGGUCAUGUCUCAUGGAUGUGGUUCCACUGGAUGAGAACGGAGUAGUCGAGCGAGCGGAGGGAGGCUCUGAAGACGGCUCCGAGGAUGGACUAACAGAGGCUUUAGAUAAAAAUGGCGAUAGCCUGGAAAGAGCAAAAGUUAAAAACCUUGGGGCCUCCAGAGAAUGCAGCUACUGUGGGAAGUAUUUCCGCUCAAACUAUUACCUCAACAUUCAUCUCAGAACUCACACAGGUGAAAAACCAUACAAAUGUGAAUUUUGUGAGUAUGCAGCAGCCCAGAAAACAUCUUUGCGGUAUCACUUGGAGAGACAUCACAAGGACAAAAAUGCAGAAGCUGCGGCCGAUGCAAAAAACGACCAUAAAGAUUUGUCACCUACUCAGGAGAUAGGCUUCCUACCAAUCACCAGUGGUUCUCCAGAAACCAAAAAUCUGAAAAGGCUCCUUGAAGAUGCCAAAGAUACUAAAGGAAGCCCCCCUGCUAAGCAGCAGAAAGAGACCCUCUCCUCCUUCCAGAGCACAACGAACAGUGUAACUCAGGACCCAAACAACGGUGCUGGUUGCAGUGGCUUAAAAGAGGGCGUGCCAGUUCCCUGCCUUGAAAAACUUAAAUCUGAAGAGAGAGCAAUGGAACCUCAGGCAAGUAAUCACGUUGCUGAUAGGGCUGAGAAAAGGAGCUCUGUGUUGCCAGACAGCAUGGUUUAUGCUGGAGCUCCAAAAGGUAGAACAAGUAUGGAUCUUGUGAGAGAUUCCGCGGAAGACCCGAAAUGCAAGCUUAUAGCUCAAGAGAAGCCUUUAAAUUUAUCCACCGGAUCGUCCCAAGACACUUCAGUCAUCUCUCUCUGUCGAGGAUCUUUAGCAACCAGCACCUGCCCCUUUUGUACUUACCGGACGUUAUAUCCAGAGGUCCUGAUAAUGCAUCAGCGGUUGAUGCAUAAAUAUAACCCUGAAACUGCACAUAAGAGCGGGGUCCGGAACAGGGCAGCCAUUAAAGCUAGGCGGACCGGAUGCCCGCCUUUCCUCUUGGGCAAAGAUGUGCCCCCCGUGCCUCUUCACCCUGUCAAAGCCAAGGCUUCCCUGCCUGCCCAGUCGAAACCCUCACAUGUGGAAAAGGUUAAACAGGGUCCUGCCAUCCAGAGCAAAGCAUCCCUUCUUUCAGGACUCGGCUCCAGUAACUCGGCACCGAGUAACUUGAAGUCAUGCAAACCGCAGACGGUUGGUGUUUCGGUGAAUAGCUUCAGACAUCACGAAGUACACCAUGGGUCUAGCGGUGCCGCGGUACACGAUAGAGGGAGAAGGCUGGAUUCUAAAGCGAGAGGCUCGAGUACUAACAUCAAUGGCUCUCUCGAGACGUCUGUGAAUGAAGCUUCCUGGCCAAGUAGUCGCGGCGUAGAGUUUCUCAGUGCCAGACCCACGGGGAAUACAAACUUGGAGUUCGAUGGACCGCCCUCGAAAAGAGCGAGACCCAAUCUCUUGGCUCCGGAACAGAUGGACUCUGCCCUGUAUCGGAGAAGAAACGAUUCGGGCAGGAUUCACAUAGCAGGCAGAUAUGCCGGUCUGCUACCUCAGGAAUGUGCACACACCAAACCCGCACCCUCUUUCCUGCCUGCCAAGCAAGGGCUUGUGAGCACUGAAGUAGAUGCUAUAAACCCUGUGACUAUUCUAAAGCCAUAUGAAACGUACGGUCCUGGCCCCUAUUACAGUUCCUGCGGAUCAAGCAGCAGCCAACUUCCUAGCUCUUCGAAAGAAGGAAAAAGGCCAGUGUCGUAUCAACAUUUAUCCAGCACCAUGCUACAGAAGCGAAGUUAUGAGAGUCUUUUUGGUAAUGCACAUUAUCGACCGAAUGACAAGAAAACAUGA
Euleptes europaea (tarantolino) is the source of this 3366-nucleotide messenger RNA. RefSeq names its product zinc finger protein 217 (gene ZNF217). NCBI's taxonomy places the organism in Eukaryota, Metazoa, Chordata, Lepidosauria, Squamata, Sphaerodactylidae. Gene Ontology annotation, cellular component: nucleus. The coding region runs from base 214 to 3366 and encodes 1050 amino acids. The record is from RefSeq and is a predicted model, not a curated record. The transcript has 4 exons. Gene Ontology annotation, biological process: regulation of DNA-templated transcription. Gene Ontology annotation, molecular function: DNA-binding transcription factor activity, RNA polymerase II-specific; RNA polymerase II cis-regulatory region sequence-specific DNA binding.